Beauveria bassiana ARSEF 2860 is the source of this 1686-nucleotide messenger RNA. RefSeq names its product phthalate transporter. The record is from RefSeq and is a predicted model, not a curated record. Gene Ontology annotation, biological process: transmembrane transport. The coding region runs from base 1 to 1686 and encodes 561 amino acids. The transcript is spliced from 10 exons. Gene Ontology annotation, cellular component: membrane. Gene Ontology annotation, molecular function: transmembrane transporter activity. Lineage: Eukaryota; Fungi; Ascomycota; Sordariomycetes; Hypocreales; Cordycipitaceae.
AUGGCCACUGUUCUCUUCAAUAAGAGUCCUGACAAGAGCUCUACAAUCUCAUCAGCCGUGUCCCUCAAUGACAUACCAGAGUUGGGAGCCCCAGUCAAUAAAAGACAGUCCAUCUUUCAGCGGAGCACGCGAUUUGACAAAGAGGCCAUUGCGACGCAGCCGAGUGUAUUCGAUGACCCCUCAACUCUGGAGAAAUACUACCCCAAGCAAACAUGGGAAAACUAUCAUAGGUUUGAUCCAUUGUAUCGUUGGACAUGGAACGAGGAGUCCAAGCUCGUCUGGAAGCUGGACUUCCGCAUCAUGACCUGGGCAUGCAUCAUGUUCAUGGCACUCGAGCUUGAUCGCGCGAACAUUCUGCAAGCCCUGACGGACAAUUUCUUGAACGACUUGCAUCUGACCACAAAUGACUACAAUCUCGGUAACACUGUUUUCCGCCUCAGCUUCCUCUGCGCCGAGCUGCCUUCGCAGCUCGUGUCCAAGUGGAUGGGCCCUGAUCGUUGGAUCCCGCUCCAAAUAUGUCUUUGGAGCAUCGUUGCUGGCGCACAGUUCUUUCUGUCCGGACGAACUUCCUUUCUGGCAACCCGCGCGCUGCUCGGCAUUCUGCAGGGAGGCUUCAUACCCGACAUCAUCAUCUAUCUGUCUUACUUCUACAAGCAUGCUGAGCUUACCAUUCGGCUCGGUUUCUUUUGGACUGCAUUAAACACGGCCGACGUCUUGUCCGCCGUCAUUGCCAUGGGGCUGCUGAACAUGCGCGGCGUUGCAGGCAAAGCAGGCUGGCGAUGGCUGUUCCUGCUGGAGGCGCUGCUCACUUUCUUGAUUGGCGUCCUGUCCUGGCUGUUGAUGCCGCCUGGGCCAUGCCAAACCGCUAGUUGGUUCCGUGGCAAGUCGGGCUGGUUCACAGAAAGAGAGGAGAAAAUCAUUGUCAACAGAGUGCUACGAGACGACCCUAGCAAAAGCGACAUGCACAACCGUGAGCCAGUGACACCACGGUUGCUGUGGAAGAGCUUGAGGGAUUACGAUCUCUGGCCAAUUUAUGCUUUAGGGCUUACCUUUAUGAUUCCUGUGCAACCACAAGGGUUGUACCUCACGCUCUCACUGACGGGCCUCGGCUUCAGCCGAUUCCAGUCAAAUUUGCUCACCAUACCCGCUACUGUAUUACAAGUUUUCACCAUGCUGGGCUUGACUUUUUUGGCGGAGCAUUUGCGCAAUCUCUCCAUCGUUGCAAUGUUGGCGCAGAUCUGGGCGCUGCCCUUCAUCAUCUAUCUCAACGUCGUGAACACCGCUGCAGUCAACAAAUGGGUCAUGUUUGGCGUCAUCACCCUCCUUUUAGGCGUCCCAAGCUCCCAUCCGAUCCAAGUCGCGUGGACGUCUCGCAAUUCCAACACUGUGCGGUCCCGAACCGUCUCGGCCGCCACAUACAACAUGUUUGUGCAGGGCUGCAGCAUCAUUUCAUCAAACGUGUAUCGCGCCGAUGACGCCCCCCAAUACAAUCGGGGCAAUAGGGCACUUCUUGGCGUAGUAUGCAUGAACAUUGCGUUGUAUGUGCUCACCAAGUUCUACUACAUCUGGCGCAACAAGACCCGAGAUGAGAAGUGGAACGCCAUGACCGAGGAAGAAAGGCUGGCGUAUCUUUCUAAUCCUCCGAAAGAGGGCAACAAGAGACUGGAUUUCCGUUUCGCUCAUUAG